UGGUACAGACCGGCACGCCCCGGACGCACGCCAGCGCCCGCCGCCGCAGCCUGGUGGUGCCGCGCGCCCGCUUGCGGGGCACGUCAGUCAUGCACAUGGUCAAGGCCAAGGGCUGGCGGCGCGGCCGUACGCACGGCUUGCACCGAGGCCUCCACCAGGCUCGCGGCGGCGACAUGACCGAUGGGGACUUCGAGAUCCAGCCCGAAGGCAGCGGGGACGCCCGGGCCCGGAAGCCGGGUCCUAGUAAGCCCCUGCCUGCCUUCCCGGCUUCGGAGGCUGCCUCAGAUGUUGAGCCUGACACCCAGGAAAUGGUUCGUGCCCAAAACAAGAAGAAGAAAAAGUCUGGAGGCUUCCAGUCCAUGGGCUUGAGCUACCCUGUCUUCAAAGGCAUCAUGAAGAAGGGCUACAAGGUGCCCACGCCCAUCCAGAGGAAGACCAUCCCGGUGAUUCUGGACGGCAAGGAUGUGGUGGCCAUGGCCCGAACGGGCAGUGGAAAGACAGCCUGCUUCCUCAUCCCCAUGUUUGAGAAACUCAAGGCCCACAGUGCCCAGACGGGUGCCCGUGCCCUCAUCCUGUCACCCACCCGGGAGCUGGCCCUGCAGACGAUGAAGUUCACCAAGGAGCUGGGCAAGUUCACCGGCCUGAAGACGGCCCUGAUCCUUGGGGGGAACAGGAUGGAAGACCAGUUUGCAGCACUGCAUGAGAACCCAGAUAUAAUCAUCGCCACCCCUGGGCGCUUGGUGCACGUGGCCGUGGAGAUGAACCUGAAACUGCAGAGUGUGCAGUAUGCUGUCUUUGAUGAGGCGGACAGGCUGUUUGAAAUGGGCUUUGCGGAGCAGCUGCAGGAGAUCAUUGGCCGCCUUCCCGAGGACCACCAAACCGUGCUGUUUUCUGCCACGCUGCCUAAACUCCUCGUGGAGUUUGCCCGAGCUGGCCUCACGGAGCCAGUGCUGAUCCGUCUCGAUGUGGACACCAAACUUAAUGAGCAACUGAAGAUGGCCUUCUUCCACAUCCGUGAGGAUGACAAGCCAGCUGUGCUCCUCCACCUCCUGCGCAACGUGGUCCGGCCCCAGGACCAGACUGUGGUCUUCGUGGCCACGAAGCACCACGCCGAAUACCUGAAAGAGCUGCUGACAGUCCAGGGCAUGUGCUGCACCCACAUCUACAGCUCCCUGGAUCAGACAGCACGCAAGAUCAACCUGGCCAGAUUUGUCCACGGCAAAUGCUCAGCCCUCAUUGUCACUGAUCUGGCCGCCCGGGGCCUGGACAUCCCCCUGCUGGACAAUGUGAUCAACUACAACUUCCCUGCCAAGAGCAAGCUCUUCCUACAUCGAGUGGGGCGUGUGGCCCGGGCGGGCCGAAGUGGGACAGCUUAUUCCUUGGUGGCCCCCGAUGAGGUCCCCUAUGUCUGUGACCUUCACCUCUUCUUGGGCCGCCCGCUCACCCUGGCCAUCCCCAAUGAGAAGCCCUCAGAUGCCUCCCCAGACGGCGUGCUGGGCCGCGUGCCUCGGAACGUGGUGGACGAUGAGGAGUGCCGCCUGAUCACCGAUCACGAUGUCUCCUCGGAGCUCCAGAGCCUGCGGCGGGUGGCCGAGAACGCCCACAAGCAGUACGUCCGUUCUCGGCCAGGGCCCUCCCCUGAGUCGAUCAAGAGGGCCAAGGACCUGGACCCCGCUCUCCUGGGCCUGCAUCCCCUCUUCAGCUCCCAGUUUGAGGACGAGGAGCUGGAGAGGAUGAAGCUUGUGGACAGCAUCAGGAGCUACCGAUCACGGGCUACCAUCUUUGAGAUCAACACUACCACGCGGGACCCAGGCAGCCGGGUGAUGCGGGCCAAGCGUAAACGAGACCACAAGGCCAUUGCCAAGUUUCAGCAGGGACAGAGUGAGCGACGGCAGGCCCCGCCUGACCCAGCCACCCUCCCCCCGAAGGGCCAGGACCCAGAGGAAGAGGAGGAGGAGAGUGUGGAGGGGGCAUUCUCAGAGGUGCUGGGCCGGAAGAGAUGGCGGCCCGAGGCGCCGGGCCAGGAGAAGAGGCGGCAGGAGCCCCAGCGUCGGGACGAGGAGUUCUACGUGCCCUACCGGCCCAAGGACUUUGACAGCGAGCGGGGCCUGAGCAUCAGUGGCGAGGGCAGCGCCUUCGAGCAGCAGGCAUCCGGCGCCGUCCUUGACCUCAUGGGCGAUGAGGCCCACAACCUGACCAAGGGCCGGCAGCUGCUGAAGUGGGACCGUAAGAAGAAGCGGUUCGUGGGGAAUACGGGCCAGGAGGACAAGAAGAAGAUAAAGACGGAGAGUGGCCGAUAUAUCAGCAGCUCCUAUAAGAGAGACCUGUAUCAGAAGUGGAAGCAGAAACACAAGAUUGGUGACCACGACUCGGAGGAGGAGGGAGAGGGAGAGGCCAAGAAGCCGAGGAAUCAAGCCCGAGGCCGCAGGAGAGGGAGAGGGGUGUCAGCAGCCAGUGGAACGUCGGGGGCCCAGGGGUGCGUGCGCUCGGAGCUGAAGAGCAAGCAGCAGAUUCUGAAGCAGCGCCGCCGUGCCGAGAAGCAGCGCUUCCUGCAGCGUGGAGGCCUCAAGCGGCUCUCUGCCCGCAACCGGCGCCGGGCCCAGGAGCUCCGGCAGAGCGCCUUCGGCCGGGGGCCUGGGGGCAACCGCAAGGGCAAGAUGAGGAAGAAGAUGUGAUGUCUCCCCCCUCCGCCACCUCCUCGAGGAUGAGGGAUCCCUGUCCAUCUAACCCCCCGCUGCCAGGGCUCCCGCCUGAGACCUGCGGUGGGGACAAGGCUGGCCCCUCAGGGCCCGGGCUGACUUUGGGCGCUGCCCUCUGGCUCCGAGGGAGUUAACAUGCUCUGCUUCCCCUCCUCCCUCCCAAGAGGAGAAACCUGUUCUUCCAGGCCAGGCGCACCCCGGGCACUCUGGGCCAGCCUUGAUCUCUUCACCACACCCCCAGAAGGGACUCCCAGAGAUGGGCGGUGGGGCAGGGAGGCAUUGCCGCCAGGCCUUACGCACAGCGAGUGCUCAAUAAAUCUUGAAUCACG
Messenger RNA from Phascolarctos cinereus (koala), 3028 nucleotides. RefSeq names its product DEAD-box helicase 54 (gene DDX54). The record is from RefSeq and is a predicted model, not a curated record. Gene Ontology annotation, molecular function: ATP binding; RNA helicase activity; RNA binding. Gene Ontology annotation, cellular component: nucleus; cytosol. NCBI's taxonomy places the organism in Eukaryota, Metazoa, Chordata, Mammalia, Diprotodontia, Phascolarctidae.